GAAUGCAAAGGCUUCUCUUUCUUAUAUGGCGACCAUAUUUGAACUUAUUGAAAAGAAGACCUCUUAUUGCUCAAGCAAUGUCUACAGGUGUAUUAAUGGCUGGUGGUGACGCCCUCUCGCAAAAGCUUGUUGAAAGGGAACCAUCGUUCAGCUUAAACCGGAACAAGAAUUUCCUUCUCGUUGGAACUUUUUUCCUUGGCCCAUGUUUGUCCGUAUGGAAUGCUUUCAUCAACAUGUACUUUGUCGGACCCCCAGUGAAAAGAGUGUUGAAAAUGGUGCUCGCUGAUCAACUGAUUUUCACUCCCCCAGUUCUUCUAGGGAUUCUAUCGCUUCUCGGCAUUCUACGCGGUCAAUCUACAACACAACUGAAAGAGUACGUUGUGGCGCAUUAUGGUGGGAUAUUGCUCACUAACUAUAUGGUUUGGCCAAUUGCGCAAUCUGUAAAUUUCUCCUUCGUCCCGUUACCAUACAGGGUCCUUUACAUCAAUUUCAUUGCAUUGUUCUGGAACAUUUACCUCGCGAAUGUCACACAAGGUCCCAAAGGAAUUCCAGAUCAACACAGCCUGCCCUCAAGUUGAACUCAAUGGUUUCACAGUUUGCCCUUACGGCUGUAUUAGUACUGGACGAAUAAAGCUACCCAAACUUUCCUUGGACGCACCGGAUGUCUUUGCCUAAAGGAUUAUAGCUUGCAAUGAAUUCGAACGUACUAAUCCGGCCAUUAUUAUUGUGUGCGGGUCCUUAGUGUUAUUUAUAUGUACUAAGCUUUCUAUGUUUACGUUGCUGUGUGGUGCAUCAUUCGCAUUACAACCAUUUUGCCUUGCAUCAGAAAGAACACUGACAAGACAGUACAAAUGCCUUUGGUUGCUUUUGGAGUUAAUUGGGCUGAGUGCAAUUUUCGUAUCACCACUAACAUCCAAUUCCCGUGAAAUGC
Messenger RNA from Dicrocoelium dendriticum, 931 nucleotides. The record is from the annotation of a GenBank genome assembly. Lineage: Eukaryota; Metazoa; Platyhelminthes; Trematoda; Plagiorchiida; Dicrocoeliidae.